CUUUGAGGCCAGCCAAAAACGCUCACUCUCAAAUCCCUAACCCCCAAAAGCUCUCUCUCUCCUCUAUAUCUCUCAAAAAUCUUAUAAACCAGAUGAAACCCUACCCUACUUUCACUCUCUAUAUCUCUCUCUCUCUCUCUCUCUCUCUAAGACAAACAAAACCCACUUUUUUUUCUCUCUCUCUCUUUGUUUUUCUCUCUUUCUAGGAUUUGAUGAAGUAUAGAUAGUAGUUUGAGUACUGAGAGUGAGCUAUGGAUGUGAAGAAGGAUGUUGUGAAGAGGGAGGACAACAAUAUGAAUGGAGGAGGAGGAGGAUGCGGAUUUUCCACAUCACCAUUUGCAAGCAUGUUUGAUUUCUGUGAAGGAGAAAAGAGUUCAUCUUUAGGGUUUAUGGAGCUUUUGGGGGCUGGGGUUGGACAGGACUAUUGUCCCACUUCCCUGUUUGAUUAUUUGCCGCAAACACCAUCUACAGUCCUGCCUUCAUUAGUUUCCACAAUGGGAGGAAAAGACCAGUUCUCUGCUGACUACUCCUCUUUGAAUCAGCAGCCUGCAACACCAAACUCUUCGUCGGUUUCGUCGGAAUCAAGCGAGGCAGUGAACGAAGAACAUACUGAUCAUAAAGCUGCCGCAGACCAAGAGGAAAAUAAUGAAGAAGAAGAACAUGAUGAGCAAAAAAAUACCAAGAAAGAGUUGAAAGCCAAGAAGGCGAGUCAGAAGAGGCAGAGAGAGCCCAGAUUUGCAUUCAUGACAAAGAGCGAAGUUGAUCAUCUGGAAGAUGGCUACAGAUGGAGAAAGUACGGCCAGAAAGCUGUCAAAAAUAGCCCCUUUCCCAGGAGUUACUAUCGGUGCACAAGUGCAUCAUGUAACGUGAAGAAACGAGUGGAGCGAUCUUUCGACGAUCCGAGCAUUGUUGUGACUACUUAUGAAGGCCAACACACUCAUCCGAGCCCACUCUUGCCUCGCCCAACUCUCACUUCAGCUUCUUCUGUUGCUUCUGCUUCUCCUUUUGCACCUAAUAAUUUUGCCAUGCCAUUAAUCCCCACAAGAACCCUAUUUCCUCAUCACUAUCAACAAGUAGAGCCGUUUGCAGAUAACUCCUCUCCGCCUUCAUCAGCACCUUUUAAUUUUGGUAAUUAUCAUGUGAACGGCUCUUCGUCGUCUCUAACAAAUGCUACUAGUACUACCACCGGCCUUGUUCAUCCCGAAAGGCGGUUUUGCUCUCCGGCAACCGGUUCUGCUUUGUUAGCUGACCAUGGCCUUCUUCAAGACAUAGUCCCCUCUCAUAUGCUUAAGCAAGAGCAGUAGAUGUAUGCCCAUAUAUAUAUAUAUAUAUAUAUAGACAUAAAGAUAUGGAUAUUAUCAUCAUGAGAUAGUGAGAUCCUCCCAUUAGAGCUACUUAAUUAUGUACUAAUUUAGCUUGCUUACUGACUUUCUGUGUUAAGAUGGUGAUCCAGAUGAUGAUUAUGUUUUGUAAUAUGGAUAGAACAUGGACUUUGCAGGUACUACUAGGCAGUAGCUAGUUAACCUCUUUUUCUUUAUAUUUGUUCUCUUUUUUUUUCGUUGUUUUCGUUUUGUGUGGAAGGAGAAAUUUUUAAUUGUGAAUGGAACACGAGUGGUACACUAUGUGCUUUUACGUUAAGUGGUGAAAAAUUUUAUUUUUUAAGUUAUUAACUUUUUAGCACACAUAUCACACUAAUUGUAUAGUGAUACGUGGUGUACCAUCUUAUGUGCUAGUCACACUGUAAAAUCUCUAGUGUGGAAUGAGAAAUUUUUCAAUGUGACUGAUACAUGGGAUUGUACAUCACAUGUCACUAUACAAAUUAUGGGAUAUAUGUGCUAAAAAGUUAAUAACUUAAAAAAUAAAAAUUCUUACCACUUCUAUUAAAACAUAUAAUGUAUCCUGUCACAAUUAAAAUUUUCUGGUGUGGAAGAGGAGAAAGAGAGGUGGGGUUGGGGGAUGUAAAGUUAAAGAUUAUGGUAAAGAGAAAAAAAAUGGGUUGUUGUAUAUUUAAUUCUUCA
Molecule: messenger RNA, 2018 nt
Organism: Malus domestica (apple)
Lineage: Eukaryota; Viridiplantae; Streptophyta; Magnoliopsida; Rosales; Rosaceae
Product: WRKY transcription factor 23
Biological process (GO): regulation of DNA-templated transcription
Molecular function (GO): sequence-specific DNA binding; DNA-binding transcription factor activity
Source: RefSeq, a predicted model, not a curated record